Acipenser ruthenus (sterlet) is the source of this 3762-nucleotide messenger RNA. RefSeq names its product taste receptor type 1 member 1-like. Bases 469 to 2973 code for a protein of 834 amino acids. The transcript has 6 exons. Gene Ontology annotation, cellular component: membrane. Gene Ontology annotation, molecular function: G protein-coupled receptor activity. Lineage: Eukaryota; Metazoa; Chordata; Actinopteri; Acipenseriformes; Acipenseridae. The record is from RefSeq and is a predicted model, not a curated record. Gene Ontology annotation, biological process: G protein-coupled receptor signaling pathway.
AGAACACCGCGGCGAGAUGCAGCUUGUUGAAGAUGGGCAGGCAGGCAGGCGGGCAGGCGGGCAGGCGGGCAGGCAGGCAGGCAGGCAGGCAGGCAGGCAGGCAGUGAGUGAGUGAGGGAGGGAGGCAGGCAGGCAGGCAGGCAGGCAGUGAGGGAGGGAGGGAGGCAGACAGACAGACAGUCAGGGAGGGGGAGAGAGAGCGAGAGAGAGAGGGAGGGAGGCAGAUAGAUUAUGAACAGAUGUUCUGAUGCAAAUCAACUCAUCUAAACAUAAUAAAGAAGGCAUAGGGCAUUAGUUGUAUUCGCGUAAUGAGUUCUAAAAUAGAAUGAUGCGUUUCUAUUUGCUUUGUCAGGAGAAUUUGCUUAAUGUAUAAUGCAAAUAUAAUGCAAACACGCACCUGUGAGUACGUUUUAAUAUUAGAAUGCUGCACGCAUAAAACAUAAAUCAAGUUAGCGUCACAGAGUCGUGAUGGUCCAUUGCAAGGCUGUGAGCUGUGUCUUUAGUAACUUCAUAGAUGCACAAACGAUGCUUUACUUUUUGCUAGCCCUGCUGUCUUUUCCUGCCCAUGGUCUUCCGUCGAAUGACCCUGAAAAUCUGGACUGCGUUCCAUUGCAGUAUACUCAGCCUGGGGAUUAUGUGAUUGGUGGAUUGUUCUCCCUGUGCACAACUCCGAUAACGGGACGCCAUGCAGGCGAGUGUAAAUGUGCGGUGGUCGACGAGAUGUCAUGCCAUCUUUUCCAAGUGAUGAGACUCGCUGUGAUGGAAAUCAACAGCUCCGGCCGCCUGCUUCCCAACGUGACUCUGGGGUACCAUGUCUUGGAUUGCACCUCCGAGGCGAUCUGCUUAAAGGCAAUGUUGUACUUUGUUUCAACCAAGAAAGGGCUGCAAGUAAAUUCACAGUCCUUCUUGUACAACGAUCAAACCAACGUGAAGGCAGUGAUCGGCCCCAUGUUCAGCAGCAUAGCCUUGAGUUUGGGACCCAUUCUGAGUCCCUUUCUUAUGCCGCAGGUCAGUUAUGGAGCUACAAAUGAGAAAUUAAGCAACAAGUGGUCAUAUCCCUCCUUCUUCCGGACCAUUCCCAGCGACAAUUACCAAGUCAGGGCAAUGCUCAUGCUGCUAGCAAAGUUUCAGUGGAACUGGAUUGCACUCCUGACCAGCGAAGAGGACUAUGGGGAGGAUGGAGGGCAGAGCUUGCUGGAGCUGGCCUCCCAGUUUGGGGUUUGUGUCGCGUACAAAGGAAAAUUGCCCACUGGCAGUAGCAAUUCGACCACAAGAAUAAAUGAAAUGAUCCAAAACAUCAUCCGAUCGAGGGUGAACGUUACAGUCCUAUUCUCUUUGUUUGCCCCUGCUGUCACAUUCUUCCAAAUGGCAGCGAAAGAGACCAAACUGAAAGACAAAGUGUGGAUUGCCAGCGAGCCCCUGACGUACGAAGCGUUCCUGGAGCAGAACGCUGGCAAGCUUAUAAUACUCCCAGUCACGCAGCCGAAGCUCCCUGAAGAACUUGAAUCUGAAUUCAACAGGAGAGAAAACUAUAAGACCGACACACAGAAUGAGACGAAGGCAAUGCACGGCUGUGAGGAAUGUGGCUCGUUUAUAGAUAAGGGAGUCGACGGACAGUAUGAAUUCAGUGUAUAUUCUGCUGUACACGCUGUAGCGCAUGCUCUGCACCAGCUACUGGGAUGUGACUCGGGAAAGUGCCGCAAGGACGCCUUUCAUCCCAAAGACUUGCUGGUGGAGCUUCAAAAGGUGAACUUUUCUCUUCUCAACCACUCUGUGUAUUUUGACAAGAACGGGAACCACCUUUCUGGUUAUGACAUCGUUGUGUGGGACUGGAAUGCUGGGAAGCUGUCUUCCACCAAGACUGGGUUUUACAGCCCUGCAUCGGAAACCUUUGAGGUCGAUGGAAGUUUGAUCAACUGGACGAAUAACAAGGUGCUGACCUCGGUGUGUUCGGAGGAAUGUCAGACAGGACAUAGGAGGAAGUGGGCUGCAUCGCAUCGCUGCUGCUUUACCUGUGAAGUCUGUCCAGAAGAAACUUUCCUCAAUACCAGUGAUCUCUAUGUCUGCCAACCUUGUCCGAACGGACACUGGUCAUCUAAAGGAAGUGCACUUUGCCAGCCCAGAACCCUGGUGUACCUCUUCUGGAUGGACAGUGUGUCCAUAAUACUGCAGGUGGUGUCUCUCCUUUUCCUGGUUAUGGUUUCAGGCACCGCGGCUGUCUUUGUGACUAACUUGAAAACUCCAGUGGUACGGUCAGCAGGAGGCAAAAUCUCCUUACUCAUGUUGGCAUCGCUGGCAUUGUCUUGUUGUGGUGUCUUUUCUAAUGUUGGGAGGCCCACUGUUGCGACCUGCCAGCUUGCGAUUGUGUUUGCUUUGGGUUUCACAACCUGCCUUUCGUGCAUCACAGUGAGAUCGUUCCAGUUGCUGUGUAUUUUCAAACUGGCUGCAAAGCUGCCCAAUGCCUUUGAUUUUUGGGUUAAAGAACAGGGGCAGUACAUUCUUAUCUUUCUGUGCACCACCCCCCAGAUUGCUAUUUCCAUAUACCUGCUGAUCAGAAGUUUACCUCCUGUUGAAAUCAUUAACAAGGACACUAUAAUGCCGAUAUGCAGUAUCUCAGGUCUGGUGCUGAAUCUGUCUUACAUUGGCCUGCUCAGCUUGUUCAGCUUCGUUUGUUCAUACAUGGGGAAAAAACUGCCAGAUAACUACAACGAGGCCAAGUGCACUGCAUUCAGUUUGUUCAUAUGUAUAACUUCAUGGAUUUCUUAUUUUACAUUGAUAUCUGUAUAUACAGGGAAUCCAGCUGCUUUUAAUGCAGCAGCUAUGUUGAUUACUUUAUUUGCAGUCUUUGGGAGUUACUUCAUCCCUAAAUGCCACGCUAUCCUUAUUAGACCAGAACUGAACACCACUACACACUUCCAGUCCUGCAUCCAGCUGUAUACAAUGCAGAACAAUACACAGUCCAAGCUCAACUGAUGAUCUGUUACUGAAGUGCACAAAUCAAUGUUAUUUCUUAUCAUAAUAUUACUGUUGUAGAAACAGAUAUUUAAAAAAAAAAAAAUUAAAAAAUGGUGAAAACUUUACCACUGAUAUAAGUCUGCACCAUUUUUUUUAUAUGACGGAAGCUUUUUAGGAACCACGUUUUGUUUUAGAACUGCUUUGUGAAUAUUGCCUAUAGUGAGUUAAGUGAAUAAGACCUAAUAUACUCUUGGAAAUCGCUCUCAACGCUGUACAGGAGAAAUGACGCAUAUUUGCAGAUCCGUUUUUGCUACAAUCCUGUAAAACAACUGGUUGAAUGUUGUUGUUUUCUUUCACAUUGGACAAUGGUUUCCUCGGGCAGCUGCUGAGAUUAUAAUGGUUUCGCAUUCACAAACAGUAGCAGGGGACCUAAAACUCGAGGUUGUGUCCUACAGAGUUAGACUCCUGUCCUGUGAAGCAAUGACUCCUCGAACUGUGCCAUUGAAAUGCCCAUUCGUGUCUUGGCACAUGGGGUUCGAUUCAUGUUGAAACUACUAUAGCUUAGAAACCUCUCUUGUAAUGUUAUCGAUCUUGUAUCUGAGUGUGAUUGUGUUAUACUGCUUUUUAUAGGAAUUUCUUAGGAAUGCAUUUAUUAAAUAGUGUAAUGUUGUUUUUUUCAAUAAGUUAACCAAUAAAUAAACUGAUUGAAAUCGAGUAUUUGGGUCUUCAAAUAAAUCUCUCAUUCUCUUACAAAUUCUAUGAUUAUCCUAACAUAUUUUUUGUUCUAAUAUCUUGCUGUUUUGUUAU